AUGGCUUCGUUCAAAGCUACCCUCUUCUUCGCCCUCGUCGCCCUGGUCGCGAUCGUAUCGGCAAUCCCCGCUCCGCAGCAGCCGGCCGCAGCCCGGCAGGCGAUCGAACCGCGGCCAGCACCGGCCGCCGACGCCGCCGACGAGCUGGAAGCUGGUGCGGACGACAAGGACCUGAAGGGUGCAUCCUCGUUCGGCUACGGAUACUACGGCGGCUACCCCGGUUAUUACGGAUACGGCUACCCGGGCUACGCCUACUCCUACGGUUGGGGUCGCUACCCAUACUACCGCUACGGUGGACUGUACGGAGGCUACUGGUACUAG
Molecule: messenger RNA, 321 nt
Organism: Anopheles coustani
Lineage: Eukaryota; Metazoa; Arthropoda; Insecta; Diptera; Culicidae
Product: shematrin-like protein 1
Exons: 3
Coding region: 1-321 (106 amino acids)
Source: RefSeq, a predicted model, not a curated record